Messenger RNA from Mucor mucedo, 575 nucleotides. RefSeq lists its product as uncharacterized. The transcript has 3 exons. Lineage: Eukaryota; Fungi; Mucoromycota; Mucoromycetes; Mucorales; Mucoraceae. The record is from RefSeq and is a predicted model, not a curated record. Bases 102 to 503 code for a protein of 133 amino acids.
AGCAACCCGUAAAGGCCACUACAAGAUACCUGAGACAUUCCCAUACCAACGGUCCAUAUCUACCCAACCCUUAGAGUCAAUCCUUACCCCGAAGUUACAAAAUGAUUUACUCAGAAACUGUUGUAAUUACCGAUCUAUUUGACGAGAAAUCAUCAAGAUCAUUUUCUACAUGGUGCGGCACGGCCAAGUUAGAUCUAAUGCUUGCUGACCAAACCCGUAAAGUUCAAAAAAACGAUACCUCCAAGACAAAUAUAAGAUACCGCUCCCUUUGGGUCCUAAAAAGCAUACAUCGAGAAUCAAUAGCUAGACAAACACUAAAUGUUAGAGCAACACAUCAAGCCAGAUUACACGAACUCAUAAGCGAGGGAUGUAAAAUUAUAGGUUAUGUAACGAAAUCGCCUGGAAAGGAAUCAAUCACGACAAGACUCCAUCUUUUGGAAAGUGGACAAGUUGAUGAAAGCUUAUUCCGUGGACAUGGUGUUUGGUCCACACAGCUCUGUUGAGGAUAUCAUAGAUAUAAUAAUAAAGUUAAUUGUCACAUCACAUUAAGGAUGGAUAAUAAAUAUAAAAGUUAA